Messenger RNA from Malania oleifera, 2439 nucleotides. RefSeq names its product photosystem II CP47 reaction center protein. NCBI's taxonomy places the organism in Eukaryota, Viridiplantae, Streptophyta, Magnoliopsida, Santalales, Ximeniaceae. The coding region runs from base 723 to 1262 and encodes 179 amino acids. Gene Ontology annotation, cellular component: photosystem; membrane. Gene Ontology annotation, biological process: photosynthetic electron transport chain; photosynthesis, light reaction. The transcript has a single exon. Gene Ontology annotation, molecular function: chlorophyll binding. The record is from RefSeq and is a predicted model, not a curated record.
GUAUUUGGAGUUACAAAGGCGUGGCUGGGGCACAUAUUGUAUUUUCCAGUUUGUGCUUUUUAGCAGCUAUCUGGCAUUGGGUGUAUUGGGAUCUAGAAAUAUUUUGCGAUGAACGUACAGGAAAACCCUCUUUGGAUUUGCCCAAGAUCUUUGGAAUUCAUUUAUUUCUCUUAGGGGUGGCUUGCUUUGGUUUUGGUGCAUUUCAUGUAAUAGGUUUGUAUGGUCCUGGAAUAUGGGUUUCCGAUCCUUAUGGACUAACUGGAAAGGUUCAAUCUGUAAAUCCAGCGUGGGGUGUGGAGGGUUUUGAUCCUUUUGUUCCAGGGGGAAUAACCUCUCAUCAUAUUGCAGCAGGAACAUUAGGCAUAUUAGUAGGCCUAUUCCAUCUUAGUGUCCGUCCGCCCCAACGUUUAUACAAAGGAUUACGUAUGGGAAAUAUUGAAACCGUCCUUUCCAGUAGUAUUGUUGCUGUCUUUUUUGCAGCUUUUGUUGUUGCUGGAACUAUGUGGUAUGGUUCAGCAACUACUCCGAUUGAAUUAUUUGGUCCAACUCGUUAUCAAUGGGAUUAGGGAUACUUCCAGCAAGAAAUAUAUCGAAGAGUUGGUGUUGGGCUAACCGAAAAUCAAAGUUUAUCAGAAGCUUGGUCUAAAAUUCCUGAAAAAUUAGCUUUUUAUGAUUACAUUGGCAAUAAUCCGGCAAAAGGAGGAUUAUUCAGAGCAGGCUCAAUGGACAACGGGGACGGAAUAGCUGUUGGAUGGUUAGGACACCCUAUCUUUAGAGAUAAUGAGAGGCGCGAACUUUUUGUACGCCGUAUGCCUACUUUUUUUGAAACAUUUCCAGUCGUUUUGGUAGAUGGAGACGGAAUUGUUAGAGCCGAUGUUCCUUUUAGAAGGGCAGAAUCGAAACAUAGUGUCAAACAAGUAGGUGAAACUGUUGAGUUCUAUGGUGGCGAACUCAAUGGAGUCAGUUAUAGUGAUCCUGCUACUGUGAAAAAAUAUGCUAGACGUGCUCAAUUGGGUGAAAUUUUUGAAUUAGGUCGUGCUACUUUGAAAUCCGAUGGGGUUUUUCGUAGCAGUCCAAGGGGCUGGUUUACGUUUGGACAUGCUUCGUUUGCUCUGCUCUUUUUCUUCGGACAUAUUUGGCAUGGUGCUAGAACCUUGUUUAGAGAUGUUUUUGCUAGUAUUGACCCGGAUUUGGAUGCUCAAGUGGAAUUUGGCACAUUCCAAAAACUUGGGAAUCCAACUACAAGGAAACAAGUAGUCUGAGACAACAUUACUCUGGUAUCUUUUGUUUCUAUUUUCUUUGAGCGAUUUGACAUAGGGUACCAGUACCAGGGAAAUCUUGAUUUGAAUCAUCGCCCUUUCUUUGACUCUUGUUCUUUCUUCAUCCGAAAAUGCUCCCAAAUAAAUUAACAGGUAUGGAAGCUAUAAUUGAAAACUACGAUCGAAUCUAUGGAAGCAUUGGUUUAUACAUUUCUUUUAGUCUCGACUCUCGGAAUACUUUUUUUCGCUAUCUUUUUUCGAGAACCGCCUAAAGUUCCAACUAAAAAGAUGAAAUGAUUUUUCAUAAUCUCAAUCUCAAUUGAAGUAAUGAGCCUCCCAAUAUUGGGAGGCUCAUUACUUCAACAACUAGUCCCCGUGUUCUUCGAAUGGAUCUCUUAGUUGUUGAGAGGGCUGCCCAAAAGCGGUAUAUAAGGCAUACCCAGUAAAACUUACAAGUAACCCAGAUAUAAAGAUGGCGACUAGGGUUUCUGUUUCCAUUAUUAUAAAAUUUUAAGACUCCAAUAGAUCUAUGAUAAGAUCGUUUAUUUACAACGGAAUGGUAUACAAAGUCAACAGAUCUCAAUGAAUACAAUAGGAUUUAUGGUUACACAAACCGUUGAGGGUAGUUCUAAAUUUGGUCCAAGACGAACUAGUAUAGGGGAUUUAUUAAAACCAUUGAAUUCAGAAUAUGGUAAAGUAGCUCCUGGAUAGGGAACUACUCCUUUGAUGGGUGUCGCAAUGACUUUAUUUGCAAUAUUCCUAGCUAUUAUUUUGGAAAUUUAUAAUUAUUCUGUUUUAUUGGAUGGAAUUUCAAUGAAUUAGAUCCACAAGAAUCGCAAAGUCCUAGCUUUUCAAUAUAAAGUGAAUCAUUUAGGUCUCGUAUUUCUAGUCCAUUCGAUCUAUUUUGGUAGUUCGACCACGGAAUUUUUGUGUUUCUGUAUUUCUGGAAUAUGAGUGUGUGACUUGUUUGUUAGAAUUGAUUCUAUUGAUAAUACACAGAAUGGAUCUAUCAUCUUGAUAGAGAUGGUUCUACUUCGUCGGAUAUUCAUUCUAGUAUCUGGAACACGGAGUAUAUGAUAUAGAUCAAGAAAUAGUUGAACUAUGAUUCAUACUUAAUAUUCAGACCCUGCGCCCAAACUCCAAAAAAAAUUUUAAGAGGUAGAAAUUGUAAGUCGAAAGA